AUGCAACACCAACACCAACAGCCACAACCUCCGCCAUCUCCAUCACCAUCGCAGCCGACCUCUGUAUCCGAAACCGCUCCGACGCCGUCCUUACCCUCAAUUUCCUCGCCCUCUGCUCAGUCUUCCUCCCUGCCUGCUGUUCUCGCCGCCGCAACAGCUGUCGCAUCAGUCUCCGCCCACUCGCUCCCGCAAAAUCCAGAUGAGCUUCCCCCGCUCCGCCAACCGUCGCCGACCUCGCCGGCGCAUUAUACGUUCGAACAACACCAACAGCAGCAGCAGCACCAUCAUCCUCACCACAAUCUCCACCCCGUUACGCCGCCUCUGAGAAAGGACACAUGCUCCUCCAUCUCAACUCAGGCCACUAGCGCUACCUUGGCCUCCACAGAGACCAAUAACACAUCGUACAGUGCCGACACCUCUCCUAACUUGCACCAGUCUAUUUUUUCUAUAAAGGAUGGCUCCGACGUCUCUAACAACCGCCGCACGAGCAGGAGACGGACCGGGCCCCUUUCUCAGCAGUCCAGAGAACGCGCUGCACUCAUUCGAAAGCUGGGUGCAUGCAUCGACUGUAGGAGGCGACGAGUCGCUUGCCAUCCCAGUCAUCAUAAUAUGACAUGGGAAGACGUCGUAACCAAGUUUCAUCGUUCGCAUAGCCCGACUAUUCAGGACAUUGCACCUUCUCUCGCCGCUGCCGGCCGACCGUUGAGCCCCGCCCCUGCGAUCACCAAUGUCCAGGCCUUGUUCCACGAUACCCAGGAGAUGGAUAUCGAUUCCAGUACUCCUGGCUCCAAUCUGCCCGGCCGACCUCCGUUAAGUGACGCUCGAAUCCGUACCCCUUUGCCAUCGGGCCCUCGCCUCGAGAAGUCCUUGUCUUUACCCGGCAUCGAGAGCUUCAAGAACGAUCUCCAAUCCAAUGUGGGGCGUAUGCUUUCCACUCCCAGUCGGGAUCGAUACAGUUCUGUGCAGGUUCUGUUCCUGUUUUGGCAAGACGAUGAGGAGGUCCCUAUAAUUCAGACCGCUGUCCGGGAGCUCGCUGAGGUCUUUGAUAAGUAUUAUCGCUACAACUUUCAAGUUCAGGCUAUCCCGUCGUCCUCUGACGGCUGCAAGAGCUCAUGGAGGUGGCUAUCAAGGGCACUCAACGAGUUCGUUGAGGACCGCGAUGAGCGUGAUGUAUUGAAGAUAGUCUAUUACGCAGGACAUACAUACCUCGAUGGCAAUCGUGAGAUGGUUCUGGCAAGCUCGCGAAGUCCAGAACAAGCCUCAACAAUCCGAUGGGGUGGUAUACAGCAAACUCUGGAAGAAGCUUGUGCCGAUACGUUGAUUAUUAUGGAUGCCGCGUACUACCCAUCGUCCAGAAUGGUUCGACAACAGGGCGUCCUAGAAUUACUUGCAGCUUCGGUAUCAGAAGAGCAUUAUUACGAUCUCGAUCGCUGUGCAUUCACUCGGGCCCUCGCUGAACAACUGCGAGUCCGGGCAGCACGAUUGAGUCCUCUUUCAGCUGCCGAGCUGCACGCGAAUUUGUUCUCUCAUUACGCCAAGAUGGUCCAAGACAAGUAUCCAGAGAAAGAAGUAUUGACUAGUUUCCCCUCGCCGCUCCACAUGAUGAUGUCUGGCAACUCAAGGCUUCCAUCCAUCUUUCUAUCUCCUGUGUACCAGAACAGCCCCACGCGAGGAAGUUUCUCUUCGUACGAGAACAGCCCUCAGUUACACUUGUCUAUUCGACUGGACGAUGACAACGUCGACCUCGAAAGCUGGAAUGAAUGGCUGCGACUGAUGCCGGAAGGUAUCAGGGAUGUCAAGGUUGAAGGGCCGUUUCGAGCUACGUUUAGAUGA
This is a messenger RNA of Fusarium redolens, 1833 nucleotides long. RefSeq lists its product as uncharacterized. The record is from RefSeq and is a predicted model, not a curated record. Bases 1 to 1833 code for a protein of 610 amino acids. The transcript is spliced from 3 exons. NCBI's taxonomy places the organism in Eukaryota, Fungi, Ascomycota, Sordariomycetes, Hypocreales, Nectriaceae.